Messenger RNA from Penicillium odoratum, 1647 nucleotides. Its product is annotated as putative amino acid permease. Gene Ontology annotation, cellular component: membrane. Gene Ontology annotation, molecular function: transmembrane transporter activity. The record is from RefSeq and is a predicted model, not a curated record. NCBI's taxonomy places the organism in Eukaryota, Fungi, Ascomycota, Eurotiomycetes, Eurotiales, Aspergillaceae. Bases 1 to 1647 code for a protein of 548 amino acids. The transcript has 9 exons. Gene Ontology annotation, biological process: transmembrane transport.
AUGGCGCAAGAGGACCUCCUGGUUGACGGUCGCGAAGACCUGCAUGACGGUGGUGAGGUCGAUCUGAAUCAAAAUGGAGCCAAGGAUGAUGCCGCUUUGCUGCAAACCAUGGGAUAUAAGCCGGUGCUUCACCGGACUUACACGCUUUUCGAGAACUUUUCGACCAGCUUCGCUGCGCUUUACUUCGUCGGUGGUGUGCGCGUCACCUAUAGUACUGGUAUAGCGGCAGGUGGAAACCUAGCCUAUUGGACCAGUUACUUGGUCACUAUGGUAUUCACUUAUAUCACGGCGGCUGUCAUCGCCGAAGUUUGCUCCGCUUCUCCCUCCGCGGGCUCUAUCUAUCUAUGGGCCGCUGAAGCUGGUGGUCCUCGGUAUGGUCGUUUCCUGGGAUUCAUUGUCGCAUGGUGGAGUACCACCGCAUGGACUACCUUCUGCGCCAGUAAUACGCAAGCUGCGGCGAAUUAUAUGCUUUCUGAACUCACCGUGUUUAACGUCGACUUCCCCAAGGAUACUGACAGUGUCAAAUUCCGCGCCGUUCAGUGGAUUUGUACCGAAGUUCUGCUUGCAUUGGCUGCCCUCUUGAAUUUCUUGCCUCCUCGCUAUUUCAAGUAUGUGUUUUGGGUGUCCUCUGGGUUUGUGAUGCUGGACUUCUUCCUCAAUCUCAUCUGGUUGCCCAUUGGCGCUGCCAACACUUGGGGCUUCCGCUCGACACACGAGGCUUUCAUGACAACCUACAACGGAACCGGUGCUCCGGCUGGUUGGAACUGGUGUCUUUCGUACCUGGCUACGGCCGGUAUCUUGAUUGGCUUCGAUGCUUCUGGUCACGUCGCGGAAGAGACAAAGAAUGCCUCAGUCACUGCAGCUCGUGGUAUCUUCUGGAGCACCGUCGUUAGUGGUAUUGGUGGCUUGGCUACCAUUAUUCUGUUCUUGUUCUGUGCUCCUACCGCCGAUGUCCUUAUGGACUUUGGUUCCCCACAGCCUUUUGUGCCACUGUACGCAGUUGUCUUAGGCCAAGGUGGUCACGUUUUCAUGAACGUUGUCUGCAUUAUUGCGCUUUGGCUGAACACCGCUAUUGCUAUCAUUGCCGCCUCUCGCCUCGUCUUCGCCGUUGCCCGCGAUGGUGUCCUCCCAUUCUCGGGCUGGGUUUCCAAAAUCCAUGACGGUCAACCGCGUAACGCUGUUAUCGUAGUCUGGGGCGUCGGAGCUCUUAUCAGCUGCACAAUCCUGCCCUCCAACGUGGCUUUCACCUCUCUUGUAUCCGCAGCCGGUGUUCCCAGUGCCGCCGCCUACGGUCUCAUCUGCCUAGGCCGACUCCUCUGCACCCCUAAGCGCUUCCCCAAGCCGCAGUGGAGUCUCGGUCGCUGGAGCAAGCCCUUCCAGUUUAUCGGCGUCUUCUGGAACGGAUGGGUUGUGGCUAUCUUGUUCUCGCCAUAUGAGUGGCCCGUCACCGGGGCCACCUUGAACUACGCGCCCAUAAUCAUGGCAGCUGUCACCAUCUUCGCCUUGAUCUGCUACUUCGUCAUGCCAGAAAGCGCCUGGCUCCCGAACGAACGGAUCACGCACUUCAUCGACUCGAAAGGUGCCACCGAAACAGUCGAGGAGGUCAGCUCCUCGACCCAGGAUGAAAGAAAUACCGACCGGACGUGA